Pleurotus ostreatus (oyster mushroom) is the source of this 570-nucleotide messenger RNA. It is a transcript of the gene NHP2, whose product is annotated as snoRNA-binding protein. Gene Ontology annotation, biological process: rRNA pseudouridine synthesis; snRNA pseudouridine synthesis; ribosome biogenesis. The record is from RefSeq and is a predicted model, not a curated record. The transcript is spliced from 4 exons. The coding region runs from base 1 to 570 and encodes 189 amino acids. Gene Ontology annotation, cellular component: nucleolus; box H/ACA snoRNP complex. Gene Ontology annotation, molecular function: box H/ACA snoRNA binding. Lineage: Eukaryota; Fungi; Basidiomycota; Agaricomycetes; Agaricales; Pleurotaceae.
AUGCCCUCCGAAAAGUCAGAGAAGAAGGAGAAGAGGAAGGCCGCAGAGGAGAAUGCCGAUGAUGUUGAGAUGAUGGAUCCUGACGCUAAGUCUCCCAAAAAAUCCAAGAAGGAGAAGGAGACGAUAACUGUUCCCCUGGAAGACCUCUCACCUCUUGCCCAGCCGUUGGCCGAGAAAAAGCUGGGCAAGAAGCUGCAUAAGACUAUCAAGAAGGCGUCCAAGAAUCGCCAGGUCAAAAGAGGUGUCAAGGAGGUCGUGAAAGGCAUACGGAAAGGGGAGAAGGGAUUGUUGAUUCUAGCAGCAGACAUCAACCCAAUAGACAUCAUCUCGCAUCUGCCGGUGCUCAGUGAAGAGGCUCAGAUCCCCUACAUAUUUGUCACAUCGAAGGAAGAGCUCGGCCACGCGAGCUCGACAAAACGACCGACGAGCUGCGUGAUGGUGUGCCCGAACCAGAAGCGCAAGGUCAAGCAAAAAGACGGCGAAAAGGAGGACAAGGACGACGACUACAAGGAGCUCUACGACGAAUGCUACAAGGCCGUCGAGAAGCUGAAUUCACAAAUAGUGUUCUGA